Molecule: messenger RNA, 738 nt
Organism: Microthlaspi erraticum
Lineage: Eukaryota; Viridiplantae; Streptophyta; Magnoliopsida; Brassicales; Brassicaceae
Source: the annotation of a GenBank genome assembly
AUGGGAUUGAAAUUUGAGAUGAGUGAUCUUGGAAGGUUAACAUACUAUUUGGGGAUCAAGGUGUACCAACAUGAAGGAGGUAUAACGCUAAAACAAGAACGUUAUGCUUUGAAGAUUCUUGAAGAAUCUGGGCUGAGUGACUUUAACUUGGUUUAUGUACCAAUUGAGUCUAGUUUAAAGUUGGCCAAAUCAGAAGAAGAAAAGGAUAUUGAUGCUACGAGCUAUAGAAAGAAUGUGGGAUGUUUUUGCUAUUUGCUCCAUACAAGACCGGACCUAUCUUUUUGUGUUGGGGGUACUAAGCUGGUAUAUGCAAAACCUUCAAUUAUCUCAUGGAACAGCAAUGAAGCAAUGCUUAAGAAACAAGAGAUUGUUGCAUUGUCAUCGUGUGAGGCAGAAUUCAUGGCAGGAACUGAGGCGGGGAAGCAGGCAAUCUGGCUUCAAGACUUCAUUAGUGAAGUCACUGGAUCACCAUGCCAAAGGGUCGUUAUACGCAUAGAUAACCAGUCAGCGAUUGCUCUUACUAAGAACCUGGUCUUUCAUGGUGGAAGUAAACAUAUCCAUACCAGGUAUUACUUCAUAAGGGAAUGUGUUGAGAAUGGUCAAGUGGAAGUAGAACAGGUUCCUGGUAAUGAACAAAAGGCGGACAUCCUUACUAAGGAGCUUGGAAGGAUCAAGUUCAAAGAGAUGAGAGAUCUCAUUGGAGUGCGAGAGAUUACAAGAAAUGCUUUUCAAGCUUAA